Molecule: messenger RNA, 2418 nt
Organism: Anoplopoma fimbria (sablefish)
Lineage: Eukaryota; Metazoa; Chordata; Actinopteri; Perciformes; Anoplopomatidae
Product: protocadherin alpha-10-like
Exons: 2
Coding region: 1-2418 (805 amino acids)
Biological process (GO): homophilic cell-cell adhesion
Cellular component (GO): plasma membrane
Molecular function (GO): calcium ion binding
Source: RefSeq, a predicted model, not a curated record
AUGCAUUUGCCGAGCAGAACGAGCUCUGUGUGGAUUUAUCUCUUGUUCCUGCUGCUGGAUUGUUACGUGGAAACGGUGUCUGGGCAGCUCUCUUACUCCGUCUCAGAGGAGGUAAAUCUGGGGACUGUUGUCGGAAAUAUCGCUAAAGAUUUGAGCAUCAAUGUUCAGGACUUGGAGUCCCGCAUGUUUCAGAUCGUUGCUGGAUCAAAGAGGAAAUAUCUCGAGGUAAAUCUAAAGACUGGUGUCCUGUAUGUUAAUGAGAGAAUAGACCGAGAGGAGCUCUGCGGUAAUGAACCGACAUGUUCCCUCAGUGUAGAAGCAGUCAUUAAUAAUCCUUUAAAACUCUACCGGAUUGAAAUUAUCAUUUUAGAUGUUAACGAUAAUUCCCCGUCGUUUCUAAGCACGUCACAGGUGAUCAACAUAACAGAAAAUACAGCAGCAGGGGCUACAUUUCCUCUACAUACGGCUGACGAUGCAGACGUCGGUAAAAAUACAGUAAAUAGCUACAAGCUGAGCCAAAAUGAACACUUCUCUCUCUUAACACAUAAAGGGGAGAGUUUAUCUCCUGAAUUACUGCUUCAGAAAGUUUUAGACAGAGAAACACAGCCUGUGAUUCGACUCACACUGACUGCCAUCGAUGGAGGAACUCCUGCUAAAACAGGCACUAUGGUGAUUAUAGUUAAUGUCUUGGACAUUAAUGAUAACCCUCCUGUAUUCAGUCAAACACUGUAUAAAGCCAGUGUGUAUGAGAAUGUAAAGAUAGGCACGACGAUAAUAACGCUGAAUGCUACUGAUUUGGAUGCAGGCCAAAAUGGACAAGUGUUAUAUUCAUUCAGUAAAGUAGGGAGAGGGAAACAAACUGAUAUGUUUGAUAUAAAUGAAAAAACUGGGACUGUAACAAAUAAAAAGAAUAUCGACUUUGAGGAAAAUAAUGCUUUUGAAAUUCGAGUACAAGCUAGUGAUGGAGCCUCUUCGCCUCUCACCUCAAAUGCCAAAUUAUUGAUUGAAGUUAUAGAUGUCAAUGACAACGCCCCUGAAAUUUCAGUAACAUCAUUGUUAAACACCGUGAAGGAGGAUGCGUCCAUUGGUACCGCUAUUGCACUUGUUUCAGUAUUUGAUAAAGACGGUGGUAAAAAUGGGAUGGUUAACUGUAAAAUUGCCAAUAAUGUCCCUUUUAAAUUAGAAUCAAAUUAUAAGAAUUACUAUUCGUUAGUUGUGGACGGUGUUCUUGACAGAGAGAGCACAACUCAAUACAAUAUCAGCAUCACUGCUACUGAUGAGGGCAGCCCACCUCUUUCUAGCACGAGCGUUAUUAACGUACACGUCUCAGAUGUAAAUGAUAACAGACCUCUAUUUACAGAAAACAUAAUCAAUGUCUAUGUGAAAGAAAACAGUCCAGUAGGAGCAGUUAUGAAAACAGUUUCAGCAAUUGACGCUGACAUCGAUCAAAAUGGUCAGGUGAGCUAUUCAUUCUUAAAAAGUAACAGUAACUUAUUACCACUCUCGACGAUGGUGAACAUCAACUCAGAGACUGGAGACAUAGUCAGCCUGCAGUCUUUUAACUACGAGGAGUUGAAAACGUUUCAGUUUAAAGUUCAGGCCACAGACUCUGGUGUUCCUCCGCUCAGCAGCAACGUGACUGUGAACGUUUUAAUCCUGGAUGAGAAUGACAACAGUCCCACGAUUCUCGCGCCCUAUUCUGAGCACGGCUCCGUUAACAGUGAGACCAUCCCCUAUUCUGCUGAAGCGGGAUACUUUGUGGCAAAGAUCAGGGCUGUAGACGCAGACUCUGGAUACAAUGCGCUGCUUUCCUAUCACCUCUCUGAGCCCAAAGGAAACAACCUCUUCCGGAUCGGAACCAGCACCGGAGAGAUCAGGACUAAGAGGAGAAUGAGUGACAAUGACCUGAAAACUCACCCCUUGGUGGUGUUGGUUUCUGAUAACGGAGAACCCUCCCUGUCAGCUACUGUGUCUAUUGAAGUGGUGGUGGUUGAAAGCACAGCUGACAUCCAGACUCAGUUCAGACAUGUGCCCAUAAAGGAGGACAGCUUCUCUGAUUUAAACCUGUAUCUGCUGAUCUCCAUUGUGUCGGUGUCGGUGAUCUUUCUGCUGACCCUCAUCAGUUUAAUAGCUGUCAAAUGCCACAGGACAGACGGCAGUUUCAGCAGGUACAGCGCCCCAAUGAUCACCACCCACCCUGACGGGAGCUGGUCUUACUCUAAGGCUACUCAGCAGUAUGACGUGUGCUUCAGCUCAGACACACUGAAGAGUGACGUAGUGGUUUUCCCCGCACAGUUUCCACCUGUAGAUGGUGAGCUGAUCAGUAUUAACGGAGGAGACACUUUUACCAGAACUCAGACGUUACCUACUAAAGACAAGAAUAUCGCCCAUGUUUCUCUGGAUGCUUAUUCUCCAUGA